Cryptomeria japonica (Japanese cedar) is the source of this 1635-nucleotide messenger RNA. RefSeq names its product probable leucine-rich repeat receptor-like protein kinase At1g35710. Lineage: Eukaryota; Viridiplantae; Streptophyta; Pinopsida; Cupressales; Cupressaceae. The transcript has 2 exons. The record is from RefSeq and is a predicted model, not a curated record. Bases 1 to 1635 code for a protein of 544 amino acids. Gene Ontology annotation, molecular function: protein binding.
AUGGCUCCUCUUUUGUUGUUCCCUUUGAUCAUGCUUUCCACCUUUUCAAUCUCCGCUAUUCCUCAUUCUCUCAAUAAUGUCUCUCGUCAACAACAACAAUAUUUGCUCCUGCAAUUCAAAGCUUCUAGUUUUAACAGCACUACUUCUCUGGCCGAUUGGACUCCUGUUCACCCCCUCUGCAAUUGGUCUGGCGUUACCUGCGCUCGCUCUUCUCAUUCUGUCGUUUCCCUCAACUUAUCCAGAAUGAACUUACACGGCACUAUCUCUCCUGUCAUAGGGAAUCUCUCCUCUCUUCUAUCCCUUGACCUCUCCAAAAAUGCCCUCACUGGUAUCAUUCCGCCCGCUCUCUCUUCUUGCCGCAGUUUGUAUUACCUGGAUCUCUCCUUUAACCAACUGCAUGGCAUCAUUCCGUCCGAGCUGAGUCUCCUCAUGAAUUUGAUGAUCCUUCGUUUGGAAGCAAACAAUCUCAUAGGUACCAUUCCUACAGAAUUGGGCAUGGUCACUCACAUACAGUAUAUUUACCUUGGGGAAAAUAAGUUAUCUGGCACCAUUCCUCGUUCUUUAGGAAAUCUGUCUGGUUUGUGUAUAUUAGAUUUGGGGGUAAAUAAUCUCACCGGUGCCAUUCCUCCUGAACUGGGCAUGGUCACUCAACUGCAGUAUCUUUACCUUGAGGUAAAUAAUUUAUCUGGAACCAUUCCUAGUUCUUUAGGAAAUCUGUCCGCUUUGGUUGAAUUGGUAUUGGAAGUAAAUAAUCUCACCGGUGUUAUUCCUCCUGAACUAGGCAUGGCCACUCACCUACAAUAUCUUUGCCUUGGAGGAAAUAAGUUAUCUAGCACCAUUCCUAGUUCGUUAGGAAAUCUGUCUGCCUUGGGCAUUUUAGAUUUGCAAGAGAAUAAUCUCCAAGGAUCCAUUCCUCCUGAGCUGGGCAUGUUCAGUCAGCUAGAAUAUCUCUGCCUUGGGGCAAAUAAAUUAUCAGGCACCAUUCCUAUUUCUUUAGGAAAUCUGUCUGCCUUGCUUAAUUUAGAUUUGGAAGUAAAUAAUCUAACCGGUGCCAUUCUUCCUGAACUGGGCAUACUCCCUCACCUACAGUAUCUUUACCUUUGGCGAAAUAAGUUAUCUGGCACCAUUCCUAGUUCUUUAGGAAAUCUGUCUUCCUUGGUUGAAUUAGAUUUGGGAUUAAAUAAUCUAACCGGUGCCAUUCCUGCCACCCUCUCCGGUUGCCGUGUUGAAUUGGAAUUGGCUAAAAAUGAUCUCAGUGGUAUGAUUCCUCGUGAAUUGUACAUGCUCCCUCACCUUCAGUAUCUUAAUCUUCGGAGAAAUAAGUUAUCUGGCACCAUUCCUAGUUCUUUAGGAAAUCUUUCUGCCUUGACUGAUUUAGAUUUGGCAGUAAAUAAUCUCCAAGGCUCCAUUCCUCCUGAACUGGGUACGCUCAUUCACCUUCAGGCUCUUUACCUUUCGAAAAAUAGCUUAUCAGGCACCAUUCCUAAUUCUUUAGGAAAUCUAUCUGUCUUGAGAAAUUUAAGCUUGUCAGAAAACCAUCUGCAAGGUUCCAUUCCUCUUGAAUUGCGCACGCUCACUCAACUACAGUUUCUUUACCUUGACAAAAAUAAGUUAUCGGGCACCAUUCCAUGGUGA